Molecule: messenger RNA, 2241 nt
Organism: Cooperia oncophora
Lineage: Eukaryota; Metazoa; Nematoda; Chromadorea; Rhabditida; Trichostrongylidae
Source: the annotation of a GenBank genome assembly
AUGGAAGGAAAGGAGACCGUCCACUUCGACAAAAUCACGGCACGUAUCCAGAAACUUUCGUACCGCCUCAAUAUGGAUUAUGUCGAUCCUGUACUGGUAGCUAUGAAAGUCAUUGGUGGCCUCUACAAAGGAGUAUCAACAGUGGAGUUGGACAAUUUGGCUGCCGAAACUGCUGCUUCAAUGACCACGCAGCAUCCCGAUUAUGCCAUUCUGGCUGCUAGAAUUGCUGUCUCAAACUUGCAUAAGAAAACCGGCAAGGUGUUUUCCGAGGUUAUGGAGAAACUGUACAAUUUCCAUCACCCUUUAACAGGAGAGCACUCCCCUAUGAUCAGUGAGGAGACAUACGACAUCAUCAUGAGGCAUGCGGAGAGGCUCAACUCGGCUAUUGUUUAUGAUCGUGACUUCUCGUACACCUACUUUGGCUUCAAAACUCUUGAGCGUUCUUAUCUCUUGAAGAUCAACAAGGAGGUUGCAGAACGUCCUCAGCACAUGCUAAUGCGAGUUGCCAUUGGAAUUCAUGGAGAGGACAUCGAUGCGGCCAUCGAAACGUACAAUCUUAUGAGCGAACGAUAUUUCACACAUGCUUCUCCCACAUUGUUUAAUGCCGGAACGAAGUGGCCUCAACUGUCAUCGUGCUUCCUUCUGACAAUGAGCGAAGAUUCUAUCGCGGGUAUCUACGACACCCUUAAACAAUGUGCACUGAUCUCCAAGAGUGCUGGAGGAAUUGGUUUGAACGUCCACAAUAUUCGAGCUACUGGAUCUCUGAUAGCGGGAACAAACGGCACGUCGAACGGUUUAAUCCCUAUGCUCCGUGUGUACAACAACACUGCCCGUUACGUGGACCAAGGCGGUAAUAAGCGCCCGGGAGCGUUCGCCAUUUACUUGGAACCAUGGCAUGCUGAUAUUUUCGAAUUUGUUGCGCUGAAAAAGAACACUGGCCCCGAAGAGGAACGUGCACGUGAUUUGUUCUAUGCUCUGUGGAUACCUGAUCUCUUCAUGAAGAGAGUGGAACGUGAUGAAGAUUGGUCCCUUAUGUGCCCUCAUGAAUCGCCUGGCCUGCACGAGUGCUGGGGAGAGGAGUUCGAUGAACUUUACACGAAAUAUGAAGCAGAAGGUCGCUAUCGCAAGCAAGUGAAAGCCCGUAAAUUGUGGGAGCACAUCGUGUCCAGCCAGAUCGAAACGGGAACUCCUUACAUUCUAUACAAGGAUGCUUGCAAUAGGAAGAGCAACCAGCAGAACCUGGGCACUAUCAAGUGUUCUAACCUAUGCACGGAGAUUGUGGAGUACUCCAGUAAGGAUGAAGUAGCCGUAUGUAAUCUUGGUUCGAUUGCCCUUAACAGAUUCGUAACAGAAGACAAGAAGUUUGACUUCAAGAAGCUUCAUGAGGUUGCUAAGGUGCUAACCCGUAACUUGAACAAGAUUAUCGAAGUCAAUUACUACCCCGUUGAAGAAGCACGACGUUCCAACUUCCGUCAUCGGCCGAUUGGACUUGGAGUACAGGGACUUGCUGACGCCUUCAUGCUGAUGCGCUAUCCAUUCACGUCGCCUGAGGCCCGCGAUUUGAACCGCAGGAUCUUCGAGGUUAUCUAUUACGCUGCUCUUGAAGCCUCCUGUGAACUUGCCGAGAAGUAUGGACCCUAUGAAACUUACGAAGGUUGCCCAGUGUCUAAGGGAAUGCUUCAGUUCGAUAUGUGGAACGUUAAGCCAACGGAUCAGUGCGACUGGGAUACGCUCAGAGAGAAGAUCAAGAAACAUGGAGUUCGCAACAGUUUGUUGAUUGCUCCCAUGCCAACUGCGUCGACGGCUCAAAUCCUUGGCAACAACGAGUCCAUCGAGCCUUAUACCUCGAAUAUCUACAGCCGAAGAGUGCUGUCAGGCGAUUUCCAAAUUGUCAAUCCGCAUUUGCUCAAGGACUUGGUGGAUCUGGGCCUAUGGGAUGAUGAUAUGAAGAAUCAGCUAAUUGCUAACAACGGAUCAAUUGCCAAGAUAGCUGGUAUUCCCGAUCACAUCAAGCGGCUCUACCAGACGGUAUGGGAGUUGCCGCAGAAGGAUAUAAUUGAAAUGGCUGCUGACAGAGGAGCUUUCAUUGAUCAAUCACAGUCACUGAACAUUCAUAUCGCUCGACCAAGCUACGCAAGUAUCACGUCCAUGCACUUUUACGGAUGGAAGAAGGGGUUGAAAACUGGCAUGUACUAUUUGCGCACGAAACCAGCUGUGAAUGCUGUGCAGUUCCACUGGUGA